Orycteropus afer afer is the source of this 906-nucleotide messenger RNA. RefSeq names its product aquaporin 10 (gene AQP10). Gene Ontology annotation, biological process: glycerol transmembrane transport; water transport. Gene Ontology annotation, cellular component: plasma membrane; basolateral plasma membrane. The coding region runs from base 1 to 906 and encodes 301 amino acids. NCBI's taxonomy places the organism in Eukaryota, Metazoa, Chordata, Mammalia, Tubulidentata, Orycteropodidae. The transcript is spliced from 6 exons. The record is from RefSeq and is a predicted model, not a curated record. Gene Ontology annotation, molecular function: glycerol channel activity; urea transmembrane transporter activity; water channel activity.
AUGGCUGGUACUCAACCGCUGGCCAGCGUUGGGCGCCGGUUCCGGAUUCGCAGCCUCCUGGCCCGACAGUGCCUGGCAGAGUUUCUGGGUGUGUUUGUGCUCUUGCUCCUCACUCAGGGUGCUGUGGCCCAGGCUGUCACUAGUGGAGAAACCAAAGGCAACUUCUUCACCAUGUUUCUGGCUGGCUCUCUGGCUGUUGUCAUAGCCAUCUAUGUGGGUGGCAAUGUCUCAGGGGCCCACAUGAAUCCAGCCUUCUCCUUGGCCAUGUGCCUCCUGGGACGCCUCCCCUGGGCCAAACUCCCCAUCUACUCCUUGGUGCAGCUGCUAUCUGCUUUCUGUGCUUCGGGUGUCACCUAUGCUCUCUACUAUGAUGCCCUACAGAACUAUACAGGUGGGAACCUGACAGUGACCGGCCCCAAGGAGACAGCCUCUAUUUUUGCCACCUACCCAGCCCCCUAUCUGACCCUGAACAAUGGCUUCCUGGAUCAGGUUCUAGGUACUGGGAUCCUGAUUGUGGGCAUCUUGGCCAUCCUGGAUACACAGAACAAAGGAGUGCCUGCAGGCUUGGAGCCUGUAGUGGUGGGGCUGCUGAUCCUGGUCAUUGGGCUAUCCAUGGGUGCCAACUGCGGGUUCCCACUCAAUCCUGCCCGGGACCUAGGCCCACGACUUUUCACCUACGUGGCUGGCUGGGGCCCUGAAGUCUUCAGUGCUGGUAAUGGCUGGUGGUGGGUGCCUGUGGUGGCCCCCUUGGUGGGGGCCGUGCUUGGCACAGCCACAUACCAGCUGCUGGUGGCUCUGCACCACCCUGAGGAAUCAGAACCAGCUCAGGAUCUGGAGUUUGCCCAACACAAAGCCUCAGACUUAGAAACUCCUGCUUUAGCUCAGAUGCUGGAGUGUAAGCUAUGA